Molecule: messenger RNA, 3861 nt
Organism: Parasteatoda tepidariorum (common house spider)
Lineage: Eukaryota; Metazoa; Arthropoda; Arachnida; Araneae; Theridiidae
Product: NFX1-type zinc finger-containing protein 1-like
Biological process (GO): regulatory ncRNA-mediated heterochromatin formation
Cellular component (GO): nuclear RNA-directed RNA polymerase complex
Molecular function (GO): helicase activity
Source: RefSeq, a predicted model, not a curated record
AUGGAAGAUGUGUAUGAAACAGCAUCAGAAUCUUCUAGCAAAAUUGUUAGAAAAGGAAAUUUAGUAGCUGAAAAGCGAUCUUCUUUAGCAAGAAAAAAUCCUGCAACAGUUCAGAGAUCCAAUUCUAAGCCUGUGUCAAAUCUUUACAUCAAGCCUUCAUCUUUUCCUAUCAAUACUCCUCUGCCAAAACCUAUCAGUAAGCCUUCGUCAAGACCCGUCAAUACACUUCUGCCUAAGUCUAUCAGUGUGCCUGCGACAGGUCGUAUCAAUACGCAGAGGUCAAAACCUCUGAAUGAACCCCUACUAUUACCAGAAGGAAAUUACCAAAAUUCAAGAAAUAAAUCAAAAGAAUUACGCUAUGUUAAAAGCCUUGUCGACAAGAGCUGUGAUGAAAUCUUGUUGACUGUUCAUAAAGAUGGAAGUAGAUUUUUAUCUCUCCUAAAUGAAAAUGUUGAUCGCGAUGUUCUAGCCUUGAUGCUGAUUACUUUGGAAAAAGCUGUAGCUCCUCGGUUACCCAAGCAUGUUAACAUAGUCAUAAAUAAUGUGACGAGUUCUGGGACUUUCUUUCAUGUAGUUACCAAGUACCUCGCAUCGUUUCAGAGAAGUCGUCCUCAAGAUAUUCACUGUGAUUCGCUGGUCAGCCUUGUGAAUUUCCUGACCAAAUUUCAAACGUGUUUACCAUCCUCUGCUUCAGAUUCAUUGACGGUCCUGUUUCCGUUAUUAAAGAAAACUUGCGAAUUUUAUCUAAGAGAAAGUAAGGAUUCCGAAAUAUUUCAAAAGUUGCAAGAAAUCGAUGUUAGAAAUAAUGCAUUUUUGAAAAAUUUCACUCCAUUUGAAGCUAAAAAAAUUUCCUUCAAAGAAAAAUUGCAGCUGGAAGAACCUCCGGAGAAUUUCCGUUCUAUUCCUAUUCUCCCGUGUGCCGAAGAUUUUCGUUGUACUUCUGCAUUCAUUCGUCCUAAUGUUGUUAGUGGACAAUAUCAAGACACUGAACAUUACUUAGAUGUGCAAUUUCGCUUGUUGCGAGAAGAUUAUGUCAAAUCACUUCUUCGGGAUGGUGUUGCAGAAUAUAAAGAGUUGAAAAAAGCUGGCAAACCAGUAAAAAAAUGCAACAACGUGCGUGCUUAUGAGAAUGUUUAUUUGACAACACAGCAGAUUGCUUUAAUUGGUCUUGUCUACAUUGCUGUUUUCCAAGUUCAAGAUUUUUCUCAUGUCGAAUGGGAAUCUAGCAAACGAUUUUUAUAUGGAUCGUUGCUUUGUAUAUCAGACGAUGACUUUGAAACUAUGCUUUUUGCCAUCGUGGCUGAACGGAAGAUAGAAGAAUUGAAAGAAGGAAAGUUAAUGGUAAAAUUCGAAGAUCUAUCAGAAGAAGUUUUAGAUAUAAAUCCUGAUCGAAAGUUUGUAGUUCUUGAAACUACAGCAUUUUUCGAAUCUUACCGUCAUAAUCUGAAAGCAUUGACGGAGUUAGACGAUGAAAAGAUGCCAAUGAAACGGUAUAUUGUUGAUGUAGAGACUAAUGUGCAUCAUCCUUGCUACUUGAAAGAUGACACUACUUAUGAUAUGCGACCACUGUUGAUACCUCUUGAUAAAGAAUAUGUGAAAAAAUCGAAUGAUUGCACUGAGUAUACUUAUCCUUCAGAUAUCGAAAACAGAGCGAAAAAUAUAUCUGUACUGAAUUAUAAUAGUUGGCCAACUGCGAGUGAAAUGGAUCUCGAUCCUUCUCAGUACAAUGCUUUGAAAACAGCUCUUACAAAUGAAUUUGCCAUCAUUCAAGGUCCACCAGGUACUGGGAAAACUUAUAUUGGAUUAAGAAUCGUACAAUUAUUGCUCCACAAUAAGAAUAUUUGGAAAUCUGAUGACCUUCAUUCUCCUAUAUUGAUUGUAUGUUUUUCAAAUCAUGCUCUUGAUCAGUUCUUAGAAGGUUUAACAGUUUUUACAGAAAAUAUUGUUCGCAUUGGAGAAAGAGGAAAAAAUGAAAAUCUAGAAAAAUUUAAACUCAGUAAUUUGCGAAAACAAUUAGAGGAUGAAAAAAAUGUUCCGACGCACAUAUUUUGUAACAUAGGAGAGAAAUUAGGCGUGUUAAAUAAUAUUAGACAGGAAAUAGAGACCACAAAUAAACUCAUUAAAGCAUCGCAAAAUAGAGCUUUAAACGUUUCAGAGCUAGAAAGCUGCAUACCCACAGCACAUUUUCUUUCUCUUAGAGAAAAAAGGGAUGAAGCAUCAUAUAAUUCCAUCUAUAAUUGGCUAGGGAUCUGUAUGAGUGAAAUUGACGAUUUUGUCUUUCGCAUCAGUGCAGAGCUUCUUUCAAAAAGCGAUCUUUUAGUAGAUGCAAGUGGAAAAAGAAUUGUGAAUUUGAGGCAAAGAAAUGAGCAAAAUAGAUAUCAGAAAUUGAAGGAUUCUGUAUGUUUUGCUGGUGAAAUCUCAAAAUACAUAUCAGUUGUUUUAAAUCAUACGUUUUCCUUGAAUUCGACAGAAGUGAGAAAUAUUCGAAAUGUAUGGGAAAUUAACAUUCAGUUCAGAUGGAGACUUUAUAAAUACUGGGUACAAUGCUUGGUUAUGAAAACAGAAGGUAAAUAUUUAGAAAUGAAAGAAGAAUUACGAUAUGUCUCUAACUACAAUGAACGACGGGCGUUAUUGGAUCAAAUGAGGGUGUUGAAGCAAUCGAUAAAUUAUGCUUUGUCUUCUGUACUAAAUGAAUAUGAUUUAAAGGAGUACAUUAACAGUAAGCACUUCAAAUCAUUGCGUAGAUAUUCUUCGAGAGAUCAAGUUUUUAUGUACCAUUGGUUAGAGUUAAAAGUGAAAAACGGAAAUAAUAUUAAAGAUCGUAUUGAAAUUAUUCAAAAACUACAUUCUAUGUUUACGCUUUUAAGAGACAAUUGCAAAGAAACUGCUAACGUUGCCAAUCAGAAUAAUAUAAAUGAUUUUGCAGACGUCGAAUACCUGGAUGCGCAGCGAGAUUUUGAUUCGGAUGAUAUUGCAGGAGCUUCAUACGAUGUUGCAUUGGACGUUACACUAGACAACUGUGAUUCCAUUAAUUUUCUUGAUGACUGGCAGGUUCAAGGAGGCCAAAGUGCUGUGAAUAAAUUAUUCAGGGAAAAAUUUUGUAAUUCAGCCGUGAUGUCAAAAAAUGAGUUUAAAAAUGUCACUAAUGUCUGGAAAUUAACCAUAGAAGACAGGUGGAAACUCUACAAAUAUUGGGUGCAAAGGUUUAUUGAGCUUAAAAAGCGGAAAAAGUACAAUCUUCUUGAAAAUCUCCGCGAAAAGCACGUCGAACUUCUCGAGUUACGGUCUUUGAAAGAUGUUCACGUUGCUAGUAAAGCUGAUGUUAUUGGUAUGACCACAACUGGGACUGCUAAGUACCGAUACAUUAUUGAGUCCUUGAAACCAUCAAUAGUUGUUGUAGAAGAAGCUGCAGAAGUACUAGAGUGCCACGUGGUAACCUCUUUGAGUCCUGAGACAAAACACGUCAUAUUAAUAGGAGAUCAUUUGCAGUUGAGGCCCAAUCCUAAUAUUCAUAUGUUAUCUGUAAAAUACGAUUUGAAUGUUUCUCUUUUUGAAAGACUGGUCAAAAAUGGUUUGGAAUUUGUCCAAUUGCUCAUUCAGCAUAGAAUGAGACCUGAAAUAGCGGGAUUGCUAGUUCCACACUUCUACAAAACUUUAGAAAAUCAUGAGUCCGUUAGUUUGUAUGAGGAUGUCAGAGGAGUGAAUAAAAAUGUAUUUUUUAUUUCACAUAGUUUUGAUGAACUUCAAGAUGGCGAUAAUCAAAGUAAGUCCAAUCAGCAUGAAGCGAAAUAUUUGAUUUCUCUAUGCGAGUAUUUCAUUAAGCAAAAUUACGAACCUUCUCAAAUCACUAUACUGNAAUAA